UCGCUUUAUUAUGAAUUUUUUUCAGCAUGUUGUCCAAUGCUCUCUCAAACCAGUGUACCCAAAAGGAAUCCAUCAUCAAGUGCUUUCGAACAAUGCUCAAUUUUAAGAAGACUGUCAUCUACAUGCCCUAUAGAUGGUAUCGUAUUCUGUGAUGCUGCUCCUGACACUAAUCCAUUGCGCAUGCAAAUCGAGUUCUUCGACGCAGCUGGUAGUGUUGUCCGAACUGUGACGAACACUGGCACCUCACUAGCUGUUACCGUAUUCUGCAACAAUGGUGUUUGGACUGUUGCUAGCGCUACAUCAUCCACAACUUUCAUUCCUAUCUCAUCCGUAUUCCUGAGACGAAUGCCUUCGACGUGCCCUUUGGAUGGUCUCGUCUUCUGUGACGCCGCUCAGGAGACAAACGUAGGUGAACUUUAUACGCAGAAAGAGAGACCGACAGGAUGA
This is a messenger RNA of Strongylus vulgaris, 447 nucleotides long. The record is from the annotation of a GenBank genome assembly. NCBI's taxonomy places the organism in Eukaryota, Metazoa, Nematoda, Chromadorea, Rhabditida, Strongylidae.